Messenger RNA from Alosa sapidissima (American shad), 3276 nucleotides. Its product is annotated as Krueppel-like factor 12. The coding region runs from base 1 to 888 and encodes 295 amino acids. The record is from RefSeq and is a predicted model, not a curated record. The transcript has 5 exons. Gene Ontology annotation, biological process: regulation of transcription by RNA polymerase II. Gene Ontology annotation, molecular function: RNA polymerase II cis-regulatory region sequence-specific DNA binding; DNA-binding transcription factor activity, RNA polymerase II-specific. Lineage: Eukaryota; Metazoa; Chordata; Actinopteri; Clupeiformes; Clupeidae.
AUGUGCAGUGAUUCACAGGCCUCAGUGGCAGCACGCCUCCUACUGGUAGCCUUCUGCACCUGGAGCGCCCCAGCUGUUCGACUCGUUGUUGAGCGCUCGGUUGAACACUGCAGCUUUGUCUUCCUGACCUGGCAACCAGCUCCCAGCGUGGAGGAGGAGGAGGAGGAGGAGGAGGGGGUGGCACGGCAGGGGCUGCCCAGCUGUGGUGGCCCUGCCCUGGGCAAGCCCUCCAUGCCACCACCCCGCAUGUCCUCUGCUCUCUGGAGCUUGGCGCUGAGGCAGGGCAUUAGUAGUUCAGCAAUUAUCCACAGCCCAAAUACGAGAUAUGUGCUUGACUUCUCAUAUUCUCUCAGUCACUCUGUUCCUCCGUCUAAGUGGUUCUUGUUUCCUCGUUCCCUUUCUCCCACAGUCACACACCGUGUCCCAGAUGGACCGUCGCCACGGCGAUCCCACAGCGACAGCGACGACGAUGACCUGCCGAACGUGACCUUGGACAGCGUCAAUGAGACAGGAUCCACAGCACUGUCCAUAGCACGCGCCGUGCAAGACUCCAUGUUGCCGUUCAGCAUUGAGAGCCUGCGGCGGCCGCGCCGGUCCGAGUCGCCGGACUCCAAGAGGAGGCGUAUUCACCGGUGUGAGUUCGAGGGCUGCAACAAGGUCUACACCAAGAGCUCCCACCUGAAAGCGCACAGAAGAACACACACAGGUGAGAAGCCGUACAAGUGCACGUGGGACGGCUGCACGUGGAAGUUCGCCCGCUCGGACGAGCUGACGCGCCACUACCGCAAGCACACGGGCGUCAAGCCCUUCAAGUGCGGCGACUGCGACCGCUCCUUCUCCCGCUCCGACCACCUGGCCCUGCACCGCCGUCGCCACGCCCUCGUCUGAGCGCCAACGCAGCCCAUUGGAUGCUGGAGUGACAGACAGACAAACUGACCAAUCAGAUCAGCAGAGCUGGUUCUCUGCCUGUUAGCAGUCCCCAUGGGGGCCAGGGGCCAAUAUUUCACUCCUGCCCCUUUUGAAGCAAUUAAAGCAACAGGCCGACGCAGUCACAGGGUUCGACAGAGAGAGAGAGAGAGAGAGAGAGAGAGAGAGAGAGAGAGAGAGAGGGCUGAUAAAAAAAGAGUAAACAUCUGGCAUGAGGACUUGUUGGCCUGUUCGUCUUGCCAGCAGCAAACAUUCAGAACGUUUCCCUCGGGAUGUUCUUUCUAUAGAGGCAUUUGUCCACAAGUUGUUUUGUCUGUAUUUCGUUCAGUUGCAUUGUUUUGGUGAUUGUCACUUUAAGAUGUUUUUUGUUUUACACAGCUUGUGAAAGAGAAAGACAGGAGUGGAUCAGGGGAAGGCAGGGUUAGACGAGACAGACGAGUUGUCGUGCAUGUCUUUCAAUUAAAUACCACCAUGUGGCACCUAAUUUCAACACCAUGUUCAUUUCAUCUUCCGUCCUGUGAGGAGAGAUCUCGUCUAACAGGGGGCGCACUUCUGAGGAGCAGGAGAGAAGCGCUUAGCGAGCGAGUUAGCAUCAGUCAAGAUGUCGAUGAGUGCAAUACAAACUCCCGAAUCAUGUUGCUAUACCAUCACUUCACAAUCAUGUUAGCGUUAGUAUUCCAUUUUUUUACAAUCAUGUCAGUAUCCCACCGUUUUACAAACGCGUCAGUAUUCCAGCACUUUGUCUGAGCAUCCAGUUCCCUUUCCCAAGUGUUAUACGUUCCCUUUACUGUCACCAGCAUCUCUGUAUUGUAUUGUAUUUGAAUAUCUGAAUAGUAUUUUAUCCUUCAACUCUGCAUUAUAGUGUUUUGUAUUGCUACAACAUUCCAGGGUGAUAGCUUCAGCAAAGAUGAAGGUGUGUGUGUGUGUGUGUGUGUGUGUGUGAAAAGAGAGAGAGAUGUAUGUAGUCGGCACAGUAUGUAGUCGGUUCAGUCUCCAGCCACCAGGGGGCCUGCAGAGGAGUGGAUAGAGUUCUUACAGUGGUCAAGCAGCUCGUUGGUUUAGACACAGUUAUAGUGGUGAAGCGGAGUGGCCAGUAUGACCCCACGUCACCUUGUUUAGAGAGCUUCACCCAUAUCACAUCCACGGUUAGGCCACACACACCGAUCAUCUUCAGUGUUACUCGUAGUCGUGUGGAAAUGUGACCGAUGUGGUCGGCAGCAGUCUGACGGCGAAGAGAGGGUCUGAAAUAUCCAAGCGAAUUCAAGGUUUCUUGAGGUUGGGCCUCAAAGCAGAGACUGUGAUUUAAAGAGAGGAGUGAAACAACAUGGCCAUCUAAACCUCCAUUCCCUACCCAAAGCCCAAACAGCUGUCCCACAGAUGUUUCGGCUGGCACGAGGAGGCCUCGAGUUAUCCCUCCCAAGAUGUUUUCAGGACCCAAGCCAUCACACAAGAGCCCUGCGUGCUCCACAGAAACGCCACCUUUUUAGACACUUUCAAUUCAGCGGCCCAAGUACUGACUUCAGAAGAGGAUUCUCAUUGAAAAAGCGAGCACAAAUUCAUCUUCAUGGUUUGACAAGAAUCAUCAUCAUCUGACCAGUACUGUCAUGGGAAGCAAGCGAGCACAAACCAAUCAGUCUACAAAGAAUUAUAAUCAUUGUCUAACCAGAGCAGGCGGGAUUGUCACGGUUGUCGUGUUGUUGCACUGGAAUUGCAACACAAACACGUGUGCUAAAUGCUAAAGCUAAGUGCUAAAGCUAAUGUCAAGCUAAGUACUAAAGUUAAGUGCUAAAGCUAAUGUCAAGCUAAUAAUAAAGUCGGUCCAGACAGAGGUGCUGUUGUUUUAGUGUUGAUUGGGUUUACCUUUUGCACCUGGGGUGGGGGCGGGGCCGAUGGUGUUUAAAGGAGGCUGAGACCAUCCUUAUUUCCCCCCGCUCUGUGCACAAACAUAGUUUUAGCAGAGGUCUGUAUAUUUUACAUGAGUUAUUCAAACGUUAUGAUAUGCGUUGGUUUAUUUGUAUGUUUCUGUUGUUAUUAUUAAGCCUGUAUCGUAAGUGCACAGUGUUGAGCAGUUUUGUACGUUUCCCAGAGAAGUGUGAUGUAUUACAGUCCAUAGUAUUUUACAGGGGCUCAGCUUUCUGAAAGUAUAAAAUAUAUAAAUAUAUAUAAUUAAACUUCAAAUUAUUUCAUUCUUGUUCUCUUUAUCCUCUUUCAAUGGUGUACAAUGAUUCAUAUUUUGUUUUCUAAUAAUGAGUUUGGUUUGAAGUUUGAAUGGAAUUUAUACAUUAUCAAAAUGUCUGAUAUUAAUUUUAAUGGAGGUAUGUUAAUAAAGAAGAGCCUGUUUGUAAGUUA